AUGACAAGUAAAGUGUUUUAUUGUGGACAUCCUACUGAAAUAAAUUUAUCAGACCAGGUAAAUUCAUAUAAAUAUAUAAAAAAUAUAAUCAUUCCGAAUCAAUUGUUAGAUGAUGCAAAAUUAUUAAGCAAAAUUAAAUAUUUUAAAAUAACUAAAAAUGAUAAGAUAAAAAAUUUAUUAGAGAAUCUAAAGAAACAUCAAAACGAUGAGAUUACCUGCAUAUUUGCAUAUGGCCAACAUUUACAAAAAGCGUUGAGUGUGGUGGAAUUGUAUAAAACUAAGAUAUUAUUACCUGAUAAGGUUGUGUUUAAACAAUGGAAUAGAUUAUUAUCAUUUGAUGUUAUCUCACAAGGUAAAAAUGAGUUACUAGACAAAAAGAUUAAGGUGCCCAUACUGUUAAUAUUCAUAACAACAAACAAAGAGCACUUUAAGUUAGAAACAUUUAUUAAUGAAACUAACGGUUUCUCCGAACAAGAGUAA
Molecule: messenger RNA, 480 nt
Organism: Arxiozyma heterogenica
Lineage: Eukaryota; Fungi; Ascomycota; Saccharomycetes; Saccharomycetales; Saccharomycetaceae
Gene: POP6
Product: ribonuclease P/MRP protein subunit POP6
Exons: 1
Coding region: 1-480 (159 amino acids)
Source: RefSeq, a predicted model, not a curated record